Spizellomyces punctatus DAOM BR117 is the source of this 1222-nucleotide messenger RNA. RefSeq names its product oxalate decarboxylase family bicupin. The record is from RefSeq and is a predicted model, not a curated record. Gene Ontology annotation, biological process: oxalate metabolic process. The transcript is spliced from 2 exons. Lineage: Eukaryota; Fungi; Chytridiomycota; Chytridiomycetes; Spizellomycetales; Spizellomycetaceae. The coding region runs from base 1 to 1071 and encodes 356 amino acids.
AUGACCACGAUUGAACCUAUUCGAGGCAAGCUGGGAUCCAACAUCAUCGGCCCCCGCAAUUAUGAGCGAGAACGACCAUCAGUGGACCUAACUCGCACAUCCGCAUCGAAGACGCAAACUACUGUACGAGAACUUCCCACCUCCGUAGAGCUCGCUGGAGUCAACAUGCGACUCGAUGAAGGAGCCAUCCGCGAGCUUCAUUGGCACAACGAGGCAGAGUGGGCUUACAUGCUUGAAGGGUCUUGCAGGAUCACUGUUCUGGAUCUUGAGGGAGGUGUGUACGAAGCAGAUCUGCAGAAGGGAGACCUCUGGUACUUUCCCACGGGACGUCCGCACUCUAUUCAAGGAAUCGGAAAAGGCGGGUGCGAGUUUCUGCUCAUUUUUGACGACGGCAACUUUUCAGAGGACUCGACGUUCCUGCUGACCGACUGGCUCGCGCACACGCCCAAAGAAGUGCUGGCAAAAAACUUUAACCUCGAGCCAUCGUUGUUUGAUAGUCUCUCCAAGAAGGAAAAGUACAUUUUCCGUGGUCUUGUACCCGAUGCCAGCAAGCCGAGCACGCCGCCAAAUGCGACUCCGUCCAAGUACCGUUUCUCACACCAAAUGCUAGCUCAGGAGCCCCUCAAGACCCCCGGAGGCGAGGUGAGAAUUACCGACACCUCCAACUUUCCAGUAUCCAAGACCGUCUCUGCUGCUCAUGUGAUCAUUCAUCCACAUCACCUUCGGGAGAUGCACUGGCAUCCCAACGCAGACGAAUGGUCCUACUUUAUCAGGGGUAAGGCCAGGGUCACCGUCUUUGCAUCCGAAGGCCAUGCGCGUACGACCACAUACCAAGCGGGUGACGUGGGCAUCAUUCCGAGGAACAUGGGUCACUACGUCGAGAAUGUCGGCGACGAAGAAGUGGAGAUGCUCGAGAUCUUCCGUGCUCCCAGGUUUGAGGAUUUCUCGCUGGACCAGUGGCUUGCACAAACGCCGGCAAUAAUGGUCUUGGAGCAUCUCAAUCUGCAAGACAAGGAGGAAGGCGAGAAGUUCCUAAAGGCGCUUCACCUCACCAAGGUGCCAAUCAAGUGAACGGUAUAGUAGAUGGGAUAUUGUGCUAUAUUGCGAGUAAAUAUGUGAAUAGCUCAAUUGCAGUGGAAUGUAGGUAUAGGAUAGCAGAGUUUGCAAAUUAUGGCAAAUUGGGAUGGCAUGUUUGUAUAAUGUAGCAAAUAUGGUAUAGGAG